Molecule: messenger RNA, 1035 nt
Organism: Juglans regia (Persian walnut)
Lineage: Eukaryota; Viridiplantae; Streptophyta; Magnoliopsida; Fagales; Juglandaceae
Product: mitochondrial carrier protein CoAc1-like
Exons: 7
Coding region: 1-1035 (344 amino acids)
Biological process (GO): transmembrane transport
Source: RefSeq, a predicted model, not a curated record
AUGGGCUCUUCAGAAGGAUCUGUGUUGCCAUCAAAUGUUGCAAGGCUUAUAGAUGGUUCACCAGCUCGCAAAGAGGUGUCAUACCUUGAUGUUAUGCAUGUUUAUGUUAAGGAGUUGAUUGCUGGAGGUGCAGCUGGAGCAUUCGCUAAAACUGCUGUUGCACCCCUGGAACGGAUCAAAAUACUCUUGCAAGUGGAAACAAAAGGGUUUCAUUCUCUUGGGGUGUUCCAAUCUUUGAAGAAGUUACUGAAGCAUGAGGGAGUCCAUGGAUUCUACAAAGGAAAUGGAGCUAGUGUUAUUCGGAUUGUUCCAUAUGCAGCCUUACAUUUCAUGGCGUAUGAGCAGUAUCGCUGUUUGAUUUUGGACAACUAUUCUGCCUUAGGAUUAGGGCCCCUUAUUGAUCUUUUAGCUGGUGCAGCAGCUGGAGGAAUAGCAGUUUUAUGCACAUAUCCUUUAGAUCUGGCUCGUACUAAACUUGCUUAUCUGGUUGUUGAGUCUGGAGGAAGUAUCAAUUAUUGUAUGAAGAAUAAUCACGCUCAACCUGCAUAUAACGGCAUAAGAGAUGUACUUAGAAGUGUGUACAAGCAAGGAGGAAUGCGUGCGCUUUAUCGAGGUGUAGGCCCAACACUCAUUGGUAUCCUUCCUUAUGCUGGGCUAAAGUUCUACAUAUACGAGGAACUCAAGAGGCAUGUUCCUGAAGAGGAUCAAAAGUCCAUUGUGAUGCGUCUUUCCUAUGGAGCUCUAGCUGGUUUAUUUGGGCUGACCUUCACAUACUCACUAGAUGUUGUUAGGAGACAGAUGCAGGUCGAAAGUUUGCAACCUUCAGUACAAGGAAAUGCUAGAUACAGAAACACAUUGGAAGGUCUCACUGUUAUUGUUUGUAAUCAAGGAUGGAGACAGUUGUUUGCUGGUCUAAGCAUUAACCAUAUGAAGAUUGUUCCUUCUGAUGCGAUUGGUUUCACUGCAUACGACAUGAUGAAGUUUUGGCUCCAAAUUCCACCUCGACAGAAGACUCGAUCAAUAUCUGCUGCCUAA